GUGGCGCUUGUCAAAACUGACGUCAUUUGUCGUCCUCGUGCAAGAUGGCUGACAACAAAUUAUAUGAUCUCCUUGGCGUGAGCCGAAAUGCUACUGAUACUGAUUUAAAAAAGGCUUAUAGAAAACUUGCAAAGGAGUUCCACCCUGAUAAAAAUCCUGAGGCUGGGGAAAAGUUUAAGGAAAUAAGCUUUGCUUAUGAAGUCCUGUCAAAUCCCGAAAAACGUGAAAUAUAUGAUAGACAUGGCCUUGAUGGUAUCAAAGAAGGUGGAGCAGGUCCAGGUGGUGGCUUUGGGGGAGCUAGCAUGUUUGAAGAUCUUUUCGGUGGAUUCUUUGGAUUCCCAGGAUCUGGCAUGGGCGGUGGAGGAAGAGGAAAAAGAAGAGGAGAAGACACACUUCACCCUUUGAGAGUAUCUUUAGAAGAUUUGUACAAUGGAAAGACAACAAAAUUACAGCUUAGCAAAACAGUAAUAUGUAAAAAGUGUAAUGGUAUGGGUGGUAAAAGUGGAGCCAGCAUGCGUUGUAAAAAAUGUAAUGGUCGUGGUGUGCAAGUGCAGCUGAGACAGCUAGGACCAGGAAUGGUGCAACAGUUGCAGAGUAUAUGCUCAGACUGCCAUGGAGAGGGUGAAGUUAUCAAAGAAAAAGAUAGGUGUGGGGAAUGUAAAGGCAAAAAAGUUUGUAACGAGACAAAAAUACUUGAAGUUCACGUAGACAAAGGAAUGAGGGAUGGACAGAAAAUCCCUUUUAGGGGUGAAGGAGAUCAGCAGCCUGGAAUGGAACCUGGAGAUGUGAUAAUUGUAUUACAACAAAAAGAACAUGAAGUGUUUACUAGGAAAGAUGCAGACCUUGUGAUGGAACAUGAUAUAUCUUUGACCGAAGCCUUGUGUGGCUGUCAGUUUAUUGUCAAACAUUUAGAUGGUCGUGACCUUAUCAUUCAGAAUAAACCAGGGGAAGUUAUUGUUCCAGGUAAAUUAAAGAUGGUGGAAGGUGAAGGCAUGCCUAGGCACAGAAAUCCCUUUGAAAAGGGAAACCUGUACAUAAACUUUAACAUCAAAUUUCCAGAGAACAAUUUUGCCUCAGAGGAACAACUAAAGACUUUGGAAAGUGUGCUUCCUCCUCGGCCUAGAACUGAAAUACCCACCGGUGAGAAUGUAGAAGAGGUUAAUCUUGUUGACUUUGAUGGCAGCAAGGGCUCUGGUGUCCAUGGUGCAAGAUUAGAAGCAUACCAUGAUGAUGACGAGGAGGAUGGACAUGGUGGGCACCCGCGUAUGCAGUGUCAACACCAGUAGGGUUAGCUAUCAAUAAAAAUGUACAUACAUUUUGAAACUUUUUUCCCAAUCAUGAGUAAUUUUGGUGAUUUACAAUGUUUGUUUUUUCUAGUGAAGUAAAAUUUGUCAGAAUGAAAAUUGUUUUUCUUAGUCAAGUGGAAUGGAGGUGAUGGUAGAAUAUUGGACACCAUCGGGCUACUGCAUUGCAAAUCCAGUAACUUAUAACAAAUCUCUUUAAUACUGUGUAUAUUUUGAGUAGGUCUAGUUAUUGGAACAUGUAGAAAGUGCCUGUUGAGGUGUUCUGCUGCACAACUAUGGACUUGUGUGAAAAACAGAUAUUUUCAGUAACAUUAAUAAAUGCACAUCAAGCUUAUUUUCUUGUCUAUUUUUAAAUACUUGUAUAAACAUAAAUAGUAUAUUUUUAAUUGCACAUUCUUUAAAAAGAAAAGUGGCUAAUUAUUAAUUGUAGGACCCCUGAGUCCAUCCUUAUGUAGCUGCGAAAACAUUUUUUUUUUCAUAACAUUUUUUAAUCUAGUGUUUAGUUCUUUGUAUAGGCCAGAUCUUUUACAAAAAUCCCAUGUAGCCUGUGCUAAGAUUUUGGCACCACUGCAUUGCCUCCACUCCUUAUGCAUGAUGUAAUGCUCAUGUGUAAAAUAUUUAUGGUCAGAUUAAUCAUAUAUAUAUAUAUAUAUAUAAAAUGAAAGUCAGUAGAUCUUAGAGAAAUGUUGUCAAGUAUAAAGUAUGUUUAGUAGAGAUGUUAAUUUUCUUUACUGAAGAAAAAGACACAGUGGGACCUACAUUUACUAAUGUUACUUGAAGUAAACAGUUAUUUUUGCCUUGAACAAAGUGGGAAAUUCUGUCUGGUAUGUAAAUUGAUUUCAUCAAAAUCAACUGUUUGUGAUGUGUUAAUGGGUUCUGUCUGUGCCCUGGAGACCAAUGCUGAAGUAUUUCAACAUUGGUCCUCAUGCUGCAAACUUUGUGUUUAUAUCUUCCACUGAAAUGCAAAGCAUGACUUAAUUUCCAUUCCUGUGUGUAUUUGAGUAGUAGCAAAUAAACUGUUUAUAAUUAAAGGAA
Messenger RNA from Physella acuta, 2339 nucleotides. RefSeq names its product dnaJ homolog subfamily A member 2. Gene Ontology annotation, molecular function: ATP binding; Hsp70 protein binding. The record is from RefSeq and is a predicted model, not a curated record. Gene Ontology annotation, biological process: response to heat; protein folding. NCBI's taxonomy places the organism in Eukaryota, Metazoa, Mollusca, Gastropoda, Physidae.